AUGGACAUGUCUCAGUCUCCUCGCCAUCUUGCCUGGUUGGCACUGUCCUUCCUGUGCGGCAUUCUUACACACCACAGCCUGUUCAGACGAGUUGAGCUCGACAGAUACCCGUUACAGGUAGCCAGCGCGUUCGUGGCCAUCUACUUUGCUCUCGUAAAGUCUCUGGGUUCCUCUCCUUAUGGAGAUUACAGCUACUCUGCUUCCUUUGCCGUCACUGUAACCUUCAUCUCGGGACUAAGUCUCAGCACUCUCGUUCAUCGCGCAUUAUUCCACCCUUUGAAGCGAUUCCCCGGCCCCUUUGCCGCCAGACUUUCGAAGUUCUGGGCCACCAUUCAAACGGCAGAGGCGCGGGGGCAGUGGUACAAGUUCAGCCGCCAGCUUCAUGCAGAGUACGGAGACUACGUCAGGAUUGGCCCACGAGAUCUUUCCAUAACGGAUCCAGAUGCCAUAAUUCCGAUUCUCGGUCCAUCAGCCAAGACGAGCAAAGGCCCGUUCUAUGGUUCACUAGAACAGUCUGUUCAUACGACGCUAGACAAGGACUUUCACCGCCAGAGACGUCGUGUAUGGGACAAUGGGUUCAAGGUUGCACUCGAGGGCUUUGCACCUCGAAUAGAAGCUAUCACAGACGAUCUCCUCUCGGUUCUAGCGCGGCACAGCCAAAGCGGUACGCCCGUGCCCUUCAAUGAAAUGGCCCAACGAUUCAGCUUCGAUGUCAUGUGCGCGCUGGCUUUUGGGAAACCAGGUGGAUACUUGAAUGGGAAGUCUACCGUGGAGGAUGAGUCCAUCUUCAAGAGCAUUUACGAAAGUUUGGAGAUGAUUGGCUUGUUCUUGCAUACGCCCUGGAUGAUCAAGAUGCUCGAGAUCUUCUCCGUCCUCCCAGGACCCAUGAAACGGCUGAAGGACUGGUCUUCUGCUAAGGUCCAAGUGCGGAAGCAGAUGAAAAAUCCGCAGGCGGAUCUCAUGGGCCAUCUCAUGGCUCACACUCGCAACGACGCGGCUGGCCGCACGCUGCUCGAUGCAGAAGCGCGCCUCAUCAUCGGUGCUGGAAGCGACACCGCCGCCGGCGCCCUCGCCAUCAUCUUCGCCUACCUCGCCACGCACCCGGCGCACCUCUCCCGCCUGCGCGCCGAAGUCGCCCCCGCCCUCGCGCCAGGCGGCGCAUACACCUGCCUGCGGCCGACGCUGCCCCUCCUCGACGCCACCAUCAACGAAUGCCUCCGGCUGCACCCGCCCGUGCUGUGGGCGUCGUCGCGCGUCACAGGGCCCUCGGGCCUGCACAUUCCCAAAACGACCGAAACCGAACAACUACUACAGUCGCCUGCAGGUACCAGCCUCGCGACGGAGACGAAGACGACGACGACGACGACGACCACAUACAUCCCUCCCAACACCAUCGUCUCCAUCCCCCCCUGCGGCAUCACGCGCGACCCGCGCAACUUCGUCGACCCGGACGCGUUCCGGCCCGAGCGGUGGACGGAGCAGCAGUCACACCUCAUCCGGCGCCGCGAGGCCUUCAUCCCCUUCCUCAUCGGCCCGUACCAGUGUCCGGGGAAGGGGCUGGCGAUGAUGGAGCUGCGCAGCGCGGUGGCGCGGACGGUGGCGAGGUUCGACGUCGUGUGGAUGGAUGGGGAGGGGAGGAGUCUGGCGGGCUGGUUGGAUGAGAUCAAGGAUCAUUUUACCAUGGGGGUGCCGAGGCUGAGGUUGGGGUUCAAGGAGUUGGGGUCUGGGUUGGAGAAGGAGGGGUGA
Molecule: messenger RNA, 1746 nt
Organism: Diplodia corticola
Lineage: Eukaryota; Fungi; Ascomycota; Dothideomycetes; Botryosphaeriales; Botryosphaeriaceae
Product: cytochrome p450
Exons: 5
Coding region: 1-1746 (581 amino acids)
Molecular function (GO): iron ion binding; heme binding; oxidoreductase activity, acting on paired donors, with incorporation or reduction of molecular oxygen
Source: RefSeq, a predicted model, not a curated record